This is a messenger RNA of Nezara viridula (southern green stink bug), 4406 nucleotides long. The record is from the annotation of a GenBank genome assembly. Lineage: Eukaryota; Metazoa; Arthropoda; Insecta; Hemiptera; Pentatomidae.
GGCAGGUUUGUCGAGUAUAGCCAGGAAUAGUUGUGUGUGUGCUGGCUCAUCUCUUCUGAUGAUGGAUUGAUUUCUUUGCAGGGGAAAUGUCUUACGAUCGCAAGAGGAUCAACCCCAACAUCCACAAGAUCAGGGAAUUCGAACUGGAAAAGAUCAACUUAGCGGAGGAAUUCGAUAUUCUUCAAAUAGUUGGUGAGGGAUGGUUCGGGAAAGUCCUUCUGGUCGAGCACCGGGUGACAGACACAGAAAUGGUCCUCAAAGCUCUGCCAAAGCCUUAUGUAUCGAUAAAAGACUUUUAUAGGGAAUUCCACUAUGGUCUUCAGCUUUCCGCCCACAAAAACCUCAUCACCACUUACGAUGUCGCCUUCGAGACAGCGGGCUUCUACGUCUUCUCCCAAGAGUACGCCCCUCUGGGAGACUUGAUGUCCAACAUUUCAGAAACUGGAAUCGGUGAACUGCACAGCAAGAAAGUCGCCAAGCAGCUGGCGGCUGCACUAGAAUACAUACACGCCCACGGAUUGGUCCAUAGGGAUGUGAAGCUGGAUAACAUCUUGGUAUUCCGAUCAGACUUCUCCAGGAUCAAACUGUGUGACUUCGGAGAGACGCGAAAAGUUGGUACCCUAGUCACAAGAAGAAAUGAAUGGCUGCACUAUGCUCCACCAGAAGUCCUUGCUCUUGCCAAUGACCAACUCUAUGAGUGCAACACUUCUCAUGACGUUUGGCAGUUUGGCAUAGCCAUUUUCAUCUGUUUGACAGGAUGUCUACCAUGGCAGAAAGCAGCUCCUGAUGAUCCCAGGUUUGGCAGGUAUCUUCUAUGGCAGCAAGGUUCUAACGUUUUACUUCCAGUAAGGAGGCCCAAACUAUUUAAGCUGAUUUCUAACAAAGCACAGCGGUGGUUUAGGAAAUAUUUAGAACCUCGAGGUGAAAAAAGGCCAACUUCGCUGAGUGACAUGCCACGCUACUUUGAAGAUAGAUGGUUGGCCAGAUCUGAAAGACCAGAAGAGGAGAGGGAGGAUGAAACUCUCUGCCCAUCAAUGUACAGCUACCAUAGUAGUCCAGAAGAAAAGAACAGGCUAUUGUACACCUUAACUCAAUAUGGAAUCGAGACAACAGUGGAUCGCACAGCAAAGAAAGACAGGAUAAGAGAAUGGAUACAAAGCAGCGUCAUCGAAGAAGAGGAUGAAGAAAAGAUGGACGAAGGCACUUCUUCGACAGCUGGGAGCCAAGGCUUGAGUGCAUGAAAUUACUAAAUGUAGUUGCUUCAUCCCCAUUCCAGGUUUAAAGCUAAGCACUACAGCUAAUUAAAGCUAAUUAGGGGCUAAGCACUCUGGAGUUGAGUGCUUUGAGUUUUCCUAUUUAACCUUAGGAAUGUGAAGUAUAUAUCCGUCUAUUCGUGAAGUGGCACUUUGCCAUUUUUGUUCCCUAUUGUCACUAGGUACUAUUUAUAUGGCCUGUGAUAGGAAGUGAAGGUUAUUUACAUCAGGUAAAUAAAUGUAAAAACCUUCCUUAAUGGCGUUUAUGAGGAGUAAAUGCCCGAUCAGUAUUUUAAACUGCUGUUUUUUUUAUUGAAAAUGUGAUGUUUUCAAAGCAGGUAUGAUUGAUUACAUGAUUGUAUCUAUGUUUUUAUAAAGAAACUUGCUGAGAUGUUUUCUUGUGAAAAAAUCUAAUCAUAAUGAGAAGAUGUAAACUAGUGAAUAUUGUAUCUUUUUAAUUUUUUAGUAAUAAAUUUUGUUAUAAUUUGUGUAAAUAUUCCAUUUCCUUAGCCAAAAAUAAUAAGUCUUUCCUUUAUAUUUUUCUUCCAGGAUAACAAGUACUCACUUUGAUAUGGCAAAAUUAUUUUUAUUGAUUAAAUAAAAUGUUUUAGAUAGUUAAAUAGAUUUAUUAAUUAAAAAAAAACAAAAUUAUAACAAUCCGUGCCUAAACAGUCAUAUGUAUCUUUCAUAAUUGCACAUAAAGGAAUCUUAUAUUUUUAUAUUAAUAGCUAAUACAGUCAUUAUGAUCAAAUAUGUAAGUUAAACCACUAGUUUAGAGUAUUCAUCUAUAAAUUAAUUCCUAACUUUCAUGAUAUCCUAAAAAUUUAUAGCAAUAGAAAGAGUUCACUUGAAGUACACAUAUUAUUAAUUUUUCACUAAUUCUAAGUCAGUAUAAAAUAUUCCUUCAUAGAAACAAAUCUCCAGAUUGCCAAAACUAAAUAAUUUAAACUUCAUAAAGUAUUUAAAAAUAUCCGAUCGAAAAUAUCAUAGAAAAUGAAAUAAAUUAUAUCCAAUUAAACACUUAUACUUUAUACAAUUCUGGAAAUCUCAUUUUUAAUUAAAUAUUAGAACCAAAUUAAAAAAAGUUUUGAAAAUAGUAGGUUUUGAUUCUUUCAAUGGUUGUGAUGCGAUAAAAUCUCAAGUUAUCAUGAAUUUAAAUAUCUGAAUCUUGGCAUGUUUCUUGUUCUUGUAAAUAUAAAUUUUAAGAUUAUAAGAAUGUAUUUUUUUUUUUUGUUUACAGAUAAGAAAAAAUAAUUAAAAUAUUGAAUAUUAAUUAAUUUUUUAAACUUUUUAUUUGUAUGAAGGUUAGGAAAAAAAAAAUCAGAUUUAUUGAAAAACUUGUUGUUAAGAAGGAAUAAACUUUAAAAAAAAGGAUAUUAGUUCAUUAAAAGAUAAAAUGGAUUUAUCAUUCGUCUUAAAGCAGCAAUGCACCAUAUUCAGUUCUGAAUAAUAAUAUUCAUAAUCAAGUAGAAGAAAUGGCUACGUUGUAGAUUUCCAACUUCCAUACAAUGCUUAAAAGAAGGAGCACUUGGAAAUAUGGUUUGCUGAAUUUCAGAAGAAAAAACUAUCACUAAAUGCCAUGGUACACAAAGUUACCUUCAAACAAAAAGCCAGUUCUGAACAAUUAAUCAUUAAUAAUUAAUAAACUGUUAACUUUAUGAUAAAUAAAGUAUGUUAAAAGGAAUGGAAGUUUCAUGUUAUUAUCAUGAACCAACAUUUAUUUAAAUAUAUGAUAUAUCAUACCAAAUUUAAAACAAAUACUACUACAACUACAAAAUUUUGGGUAUAUCUUUAUUUUUGGUUGCAUUUUUAUGAUGAUCCAAGUAUUUUUAAACUUGAGUCUGUUGAGAUUAUUUAAUAAUAUUUGGUGAUUGCUGCACAGUACUUAUUUUAAUAGUAAUAUCUGCAAGAAGAUAAUUGCAUAUUAAGAUAAAUAUCCUAUUAUAUUAUUAUUUUUUGACUUUUGAGUUCAGGAAUGAUGUUUGUAUUUUAAUAUAGAUAAUAAUCCAAAAAAAAUAUCAAACCUCUAGAAUAAUUUAUACUCAUUACCAAGCUAGUAUUUGUCUUCUCUUUUUUUUUUUUCCAUAAUGCUGAUAUAAAAAUGAAUCCUCAUGAAUAUAUUAAUUUUUAAAUACUUUGUUUGAAAACUACCUAAGAAGAUAUAUAUUUUUAUUCCCAAUAAUCAUGCUAAGCCAUAUAUAAAUAAACUAAAUAAUAGUGGUAAUAGCAAGUGAAUAAAAGCCACACUGGGAUUUUUCAGAAAAUAUACUAAAGAUCAGUGGCAACCCGGAGGGGUGCUCGUUAAGGGUGCCGACAGAUCUUCAGAGGUGCCUGCUACUAGUUAGAAAUUAAAAAAAAAUACAAAAUCUAUUAAAAUAAUAAAUUUUAGUCUAUCAAUGGAGCAAAUUUAUUAGAGAAGUGUUGAAUGAAAUAAAAUUUAAAUAUUCCAUAACAUAAAACAGCCUAAGGAAUAAAUUUAAUUAUUUUAGGAGGGGGGGGAUGAAAUCAUUGGCCGAGGUGCCGAAUACCUUACGCUGGCACUAUUAAAGAUUAUUACUUAUAUUGCAUGAAAUACUUUAAAACUGGUGGUAAAUCUGUCUUAUUCUAUUUUUGAAAAAUUUUGUAAUAAAUAUUUCAAAUCGUGAAUAGUAAUAAAAUUUGUUAAUAGAUAAAACAUUGGAUAGCUAACAUAUCAUUAAUAUAUAUACCUUAGAUGAAAAAUUGUAUUCCUUUAUUAUAUUUUAUUCCCUUAUUCCUUAGUGUGUUUAUAAGUCUUCCAUAAGUUUGUCCGAGUGAGUUUAUAAUGAGUGUCCUUGUUUAUUAUUAUGUUAUGUUUCAUUGAAUAUUGUGAAAUUUAAUGUAUUAUAAUAUGGAGUUUGAUAUAUUUGAUUAAAAAAUAUUUAAGAACAUUUGUUUUAUUCUUACUCCUAGAAAUUUAAUGAUUUUUGUUUUAUCAUAAUUAUUUGAAGAAUUUAGCCUAUCACCUUGAAGAUCUUAUAUAGGAGAUUGAGAUUCAUUUCACUUUAUCUUCCUGUCAUUGUUUUUAGAAAUGAAAAUAACAGUUAAAAGAAAGGUUUCUUAUAUGGUUAAAAUCAGUAAUAAAGCAAACCAAAAUGUGCAGUUAUAAACCUACCUCAUUGUUGACUAUAUAAG